This is a messenger RNA of Oldenlandia corymbosa var. corymbosa, 1702 nucleotides long. The record is from the annotation of a GenBank genome assembly. NCBI's taxonomy places the organism in Eukaryota, Viridiplantae, Streptophyta, Magnoliopsida, Gentianales, Rubiaceae.
GUUGCCUGUAAUAGGCUAAUAGCGGGAAUUUAUUGCUUUUGCUUUCUUGUGAUUUUGAUUCCUUUCUUUCUCAAGCAUAAUUCAGAGAAAGGACAGAGAAAUGAUCAUUUACACUCUUUAGAAGUUAGUUUUAUUAAUCAAAUUACUCGGAAUUUUCCCCAAAAAUCUGAACAGUGAACACUAUUGUCACUGCUCAGUUUACCAAGAGACAAAGCAUCAGACCAGCUGUUGUUCAUCUGUGAAGCCCAAUUCCCUGCCAUUUUAGAGCAAUAUGGCCGCAUUGAAUCCACUCUUUAGCCAGCUUCAGGUUUAAAUCUUUCGAUUCCCGCACCUCUUGAUUUCAUUAUGUUUUUUUUUUUUUGGCUUUGUUUGUUGUGAAUGGAGGAGGGCUCUUGAAUCGAUCAAAUUGCUGAACUCCGUGUUUUUGUGGGUGUAGACGGCAGAACCCUUUUUCGUACUUGCCGGACCCAACGUGAUUGAAUCAGAGGAGCACAUUUUCUACAUGGCCAAGCACAUUAAGGCCAUUACUUCCAGAUUGGGAGUGCCACUGGUGUUUAAGUCCAGCUUCGACAAAGCUAACCGGACUUCCUCUAAAUCAUUCCGUGGCCCUGGAUUGACUGAAGGCUUGAGGAUACUUGAAAAGGUGAAACUAGCAUAUGACAUUCCAAUAGUUACUGAUGUACAUGAGACAAUACAGUGUGAAGCAGUUGGAAAGGUUGCGGACAUAAUUCAGAUUCCUGCUUUUCUUUGUCGUCAGACGGAUCUCCUAGUUGCCGCUGCCCAGACAGGGAAAAUCAUCAACAUUAAGAAAGGACAAUUCUGUGCUCCUUCUGUCAUGGUAAAUUCUGCUGAAAAAGUUAGGUUGGCUGGAAAUCCAAAUGUCAUGGUCUGUGAGAGAGGAACAAUGUUUGGAUAUAAUGAUUUGAUCGUUGAUCCCCGCAACUUUGAAUGGAUGAGGGAAGCCAAUUGUCCAGUGGUAGCUGACAUAACACAUUCACUACAACAACCUGCUGGGAGAAAGCUAGAAGGAGGUGGUGUUGCUAGUGGUGGUCUCCGAGAAUUGAUACCUUGCAUUGCUAGAACCGCGGUUGCUGUUGGUGUGGAUGGCAUUUUUAUGGAGGUGCAUAAUGACCCCUUAAAUGCUCCAGUUGAUGGUCCAACACAAUGGCCACUUCGACACUUUGAGGAACUGUUGGAAGAGCUUAUUUCUAUUGCUAAGGUUAGCAAGGGGAAGCAACAAUUUAAAAUUGAUCUCACUCGGUUCGAAGAUUGAAGAUGCUUCAGAAACCCUUUCCAGGCUGAAUGUGCAACGGCAUCUUAUUUUGUGGCGCAUGUUUCUGAUGAAUACAGAAGUUUGGACAGCACAGUGCGAUAAUCUGAAUGCUUCAUUUACUCAAGGGUCACACAUAGGGAGGAGAGGCGUGUCAUUCAUCUCCAGGUGGUCUGCACUAUAUUCUCUAGUCUAGCUAAAAACAGGAUGUUUUCUUCUUUUUUAAUUUUGAAGGUAAUGUGUGAGCCUUCGUUUUCCUUAUUUUUCCUUUUUUAAAACAACGCUUAAGUGUACACUGUAUACUGUACUUUGUCAUUCAUAAGUAUUCAACGUGUGAUUUUACCCUUGUCAUUCUGUGAACACAGGUUCAUUGGAAUGAAUGUGAAUAUUUUACCCAUCUCAAUGAUUUUGACCGCACUUCCUAUUUCCGUC